AACGCGGAGGUGGUAAUUUUACAGAAUAAUUGAACGAGACUAAUACGUGCUUAAACUGGAGUAACGUUCGAUCCUAUGACCGAGAAGGAGAGGGUAUAUCGUUGUGCUUAAAGUACCGAGUAGCUGAAGGUUAAAGGUAAUGCGUCGUUCAAACGUUCUCCAGGUUGUACAAGCACUUUGACUUGAAUGUUCUUAAUUGUAAAAUUAGUCUACGCGACGUGUGCGCCAUGAUUAACAGGCAGCGUCCGGUUUUGCAUUGAGACGGUACUAGCCAGUGACAACAAUGGGCCAGACUGAAAUAUAAUAUUAUCACUGGAGUGAUUUCGAAUUCUCUUAGUCAUUCUUCACUGUUUAAUCAUUGACAGAAUAAUUUAGGAUUAUUCAAAUAAUUUUUUUAAAAGAAACACGAAGAGUUUGAAACUUUUUCGACGGUAACGUGUAACAUCUGUUUUACAAAGCGGUAGUUAUUUUAGUUCGAUUCCAUUAUUCGUAAUCGUUAUUACGCAAAUACUUUGUCAAGCACAGCUUUCAUAUCGAAGCUGUUUAUUUUAAUCGACCUUUAAAAACAUAUUCACUUAACACAACGCGGAUGAAACAUAAACUUGUUUAGCAAAACUUUGGUUUGCGAUCGAUGAAAUCGAGAAGCGGAUAAAUAUUCCGGAAGGCAAGGACAAACGUAAGAAAUCAAGAUCCAUUGAUACAGUAUUUGAUACGUUUAAACCGUAUCGUUGCCUGAUUACGUAUUUCGAUACGCAGCAACAAUUUUAAUUCUUCCUUUGCUUUUCAACUGAAUCUCUCUGUACUUUCUCGAUUUUGAAUCGAAUCGAAUCGAAUCCCGCGAAAAAAAGAAAUCAACGCGCAAACGCAAUUAAUCGUAGGCUCGGUUAGGCGACGGUCUAACGUGUUAAUCUCGAUGCUGUAUGCAUCGAGAACGGUGCUGCGGUAUUGGAAUCGAGAGAAAGGUGGAAACGGGUAUCGUAAGGGUAUUGAAAACGGGCAUGAACAAAUUCCUUUUCUUGCGAGUACUGUUGGGAGAAAUGCACGACUGGCGAGAGAGAGGUAGCUCGGUAUCGCCCAAUGAGAUUCGUCGGGGGUCUUCUUGCUCGAAGCUUCCUCGUGAGAAACAAGGGGGAGAGGGAGAUACACGACUGGUUUCGAAAACCGGCUUUCGUCCACUCGCACGAAUAUCGCUCAGUAGCUUUCAAACACAACCGUGACACGGAACGAUUCGGUCGUUCUCUUUCCUUUCACGUCCGUUCGAUUCGAACCUGUGUCAAUAUACGAACGUAAACGUAAACGUCUCUUUAAAAAAAAAAAAAAAGAAGAAAAAAAAAACAAGUGUUCAAAUAGCGCCAACGAAGGUCUAGAAAGAUUCGCCAUGAAUAAAAAGUGGUACCAGGGUCUGAACGGACGACUAGCAUUCGCCAUCGCGGCUGCUGCACUUGGAUCAUCGUUUCAACAUGGGUACAACACUGGUGUCGUCAAUGCACCUCAGCAGCUUAUCGAGGAUUGGAUCAGUAACCUGAAAAUGAAUCGCACCGGUGAACCGACGAAACAAUCGGAGGUGACGAUGAUAUGGUCGAUAGCUGUGUCGAUAUUCUGCGUGGGUGGUAUGAUAGGCGGUUCGCUGGUGGGCACGGUAGCCGAUCGUUUCGGCAGGAAGGGUGGUUUACUGUUGAACAACAUCCUUGUCCUCCUCACGGUCAUCUUCGAGGGUUGCGCAAAGACAGCGAAGAGCUACGAGAUGAUAAUCAUUGGAAGAUUUCUAAUCGGUAUUAACGCUGGUUUGAACGCUGGUCUAGCGCCCAUGUAUCUAGCUGAAAUAUCACCUAUUCAUCUACGAGGAGCUGUUGGCACCGUCUAUCAACUAGUUAUCACUAUUUCUAUUCUGGUAUCACAGAUUCUCGGGCUAGAACAAAUAUUAGGCACGGCUGAUCAAUGGCCGCUUCUUUUAUGUUUGACGAUCGUUCCUGCGAUCUUCCAAGUAUUUACACUUCCGAUGUGCCCUGAGAGCCCGAAGUACUUGUUGCUCAGCAGAGGAAAGGACAUGGAGGCGCAAAGAGCUUUGUCCUGGCUACGUGGCACGCUCGAAGUUCACGAUGAAAUGGAGGAAAUGAGGGCGGAAUACGAAUCAGUGAAACUUGUGCCAAAGGUCACUCUGAAAGAACUGUUUGUAAAUCCUGCUCUUAGGAUUCCAUUGAUGAUCGCGAUUAUGAUUAUGUUUGCGCAACAACUGUCCGGUAUAAAUGCCGUAAUGUUCUUCUCGACGAAGAUAUUCAUGAUGGCACAGUUGGAUAAAAAUGCGGCUCAAAAUGCGACCAUGGGAGUCGGAGCGAUGAACGUUGUAAUGACUUUUAUUUCUUUGAUACUCGUUGAAAGGGCUGGAAGGAAAACGUUGCUUCUUAUUGGAUUUGGCGGAAUGUUUAUCGAUACAGCUUUGCUUGCUAUUUGUCUUGUUUUUGCAGAGACAUCUAGUACAGCAGCCUACUUCUCAAUCGUCUUGGUGAUCAUGUUCGUAGUCCUAUUUGCGACUGGACCAGGAAGUAUUCCUUGGUUCUUGGUGUCCGAAUUGUUUAAUCAAUCCGCGAGACCGGCAGCGACGUCCGUUGCUAUCGCAGUAAAUUGGACGGCGAACUUCAUCGUCAGCAUAGGAUUUCUUCCGCUCCAGGAAGCGUUAGGUGCUUACGUAUUCAUUAUGUUUGCCGUGAUACAAGCAUUCUUCGUAUUCUUCAUCUACAAGAAGGUGCCAGAGACGAAGAACAAGACGAUGGAGGAAAUUAGUAGCAUGUUCCGACAAAUAUCGUACCAGUAA
Molecule: messenger RNA, 2812 nt
Organism: Osmia lignaria (orchard mason bee)
Lineage: Eukaryota; Metazoa; Arthropoda; Insecta; Hymenoptera; Megachilidae
Product: solute carrier family 2, facilitated glucose transporter member 1
Biological process (GO): monosaccharide transmembrane transport
Cellular component (GO): membrane
Molecular function (GO): hexose transmembrane transporter activity
Source: RefSeq, a predicted model, not a curated record